AUUUUAGUGCUUCAGUUAUAGUGCUGAAAUUACAGUGCUGAAUUCAUGCAAUGCAUACAAAAUAUUUAUAAACUACAUGAUCAUAAAUAAUGUUCCUCAAAAUGACCAUUAGAAUAUCCCACUACUGAAUUAGCUACUGUACAAACAUUUCAAUAUUUUCUGUAUUUUCAUAAUUGUAAUACACAUCACCCUGCUUUUAUACAGACAUGUUUCAGACAUUAACUAUCUGAACUGCUUCUGACAACUGUUUGUCAAACAAGGACCACAUUAGAGAAAAUGUAAACAUUUAUUUAUCAGUAAAUUAUAAUUAUUCUAUUAAUAUUAUCAGUAGAUUAAAUAAUCUGUUAAUGCAAUCAGAUAAUGUAAAUUAUUUGUUUAAAAUUUCGCUGUGCCCAAUACCUCAACACUCAAUUCUGAUCUCAGGUUUAAUCUUGUCAACUGUAAACAUAUAGAGCACGAUAUUGGCACGAGGGCGGUGUUAUAACGUUCGUGAUGACGUUAUGAGGCAGGUCUUGAUCAAACCCACCAAUGAGACGAGCUCGCUUGCUUCUUUCGGGGCACAUCGCAAUGAAUGGGUGUCGGUGCUUUACAAGGCGAAGGAGCAACCACAACAAGACGCGGAUAUUGAGGGCAUGCGGCAUCGAUGCGCGGGAGCUGUCCAACAGCACCCCACCAACGACACGGACACGGUUGACUGUCAGAGCGUUUCAGCGCGCGUUUAUAAGGACGGACCUCGUCCGGUGGCCCCUCUCUUUAGCCUGCCGCCCCCACCUCCAUCGAUAAAGGAGCGUCCCACCUCCUCACAUCACAACCGACAUGUACUGUCUUAUCCGGAGCGUAUCACCAGAAAGGACGGCGAGUGCCUGUCUUUGACCGGUCACAGCAUCCUCACGCAGGCAGCGCGCGGUGACCGUCAGUUUGAUCACAACCAAGCGGAGUUUCCAGGGCCCUCGUCCGGCUAUCAGUGUCAAUCUGAGGGGCUCUCACACUGCAGCCAUCCUCCUCAGCACAAAUCUUCCGUUUCCCCGCAGCCCUCCCCAUCAGAUCUGCUGCUGCCGCCGCCUCUGCCUUCGCGCAUCUCUAUAACGCGGGAUAGUCGCCAAACGAGUGCUAAUUGCGAACAAGAAACCGUGCAGCGUUGCGUUGGGGAGGGGGGGCGUCGAGACCAAAACCAGUUGCUGCAGCAACCUUGGUAUAAUCAAAUAGGUGAUCGUCAACAAAAGGACCCCUCCUCUGAGCCACUCUUACCAAACUCUGGCCAAGCACAGGUAAAUGAUUGCGAGGAGAGGCAAUUAAUUGAUGCUCCGUUACCACCGUUGCAAGCUCAACGGCAAUUAUUGUUGGGCAGCAGCUUGCCUAUCAACUACUGCAUCGGUGGAUCAGGGGAAGUGUUGCAGCAUCAGGCAGGCGCACAGAAGCACAGCCUCCAGUGGCAGCAGAGUGACCGAGACGCCGGGUACCAAGAGAGGAAAAUCGCACCUUGUCAACCAGAGCAGCAGUAUCAUGACGCUCAAAAUGAACGCUCGUUACUGAGAAACUCGUCCGUCUCCAGUUGUGAAAACAGCAGUCCCCUGUACGGCUCCAGCAGUCAACUGUGGCCAGAGCCUCACGACAAGGAGGAAAAGAAAAAAGGCAAACACAAGGCACAUGCUGAGCGAACAAAGCUGAGCCAUGCUGCAUCCAAGGCCUCCCUCUCCGAGAGCAGUCACUCACUCCCUCAGAUAGCCAUGAACAGUUGCAAGUACAAUGGAGGAGUGGUAAGACCGCUGGGCAGCCUGGCGGCGUCACGACGCAACCUAGCAGAGCAUGACUCUGAGACCCAGCCACUCCAGACUCUUCACAGCUCCGGCCUGGAAGUGGUCGUCUCCAAGGGCGGCGAGGACCGCAGUAAGGCGUCCAAUGAGAGCUUGGUCAGAGAGAGUGGCAAUGCGCCGCAGAAGAAAAAUAAAGAUAUCGGCUACAAGCUGGGCCACCGGAGGGCUCUUUUUGAGAAGCGCAAGCGGCUUAGUGACUAUGCCCUGAUAUUUGGUAUGUUUGGGAUCGUUGUCAUGGUAACAGAGACCGAACUCUCCUGGGGGGUUUACACUAAGGAAUCUUCAUACUCAUUUGCACUGAAAUGCCUUAUCAGCCUUUCCACUGUUAUUUUGCUUGGUCUUAUAAUAAUGUACCACGCUCGGGAAAUACAGCUGUUCAUGGUGGACAACGGGGCAGAUGACUGGAGGAUAGCCAUGACAUACGAGCGUAUCUUCUUCAUAGUGCUAGAGCUGCUUGUUUGUGCCAUUCACCCAAUCCCGGGCCAGUAUGUGUUCACGUGGACUGCCCGGCUGGCCUUCACCUACGUGCCCUCUGUGGCAGACGCCGACGUAGACAUCAUCCUUUCCAUCCCCAUGUUCCUCCGCCUCUACCUGAUCGGCCGGGUCAUGCUCCUCCACAGCAAGCUAUUCACUGACGCGUCUUCGCGUAGUAUAGGUGCCCUCAACAAAAUCAACUUCAACACGCGCUUCGUCAUGAAAACCCUCAUGACCAUCUGCCCUGGCACUGUGCUGCUGGUCUUCAGUAUCUCCUCGUGGAUCAUCGCAGCCUGGACUGUUCGGGUCUGUGAGAGGUAUCAUGACAAACAGGAAGUCACUAGUAACUUUCUUGGAGCUAUGUGGCUAAUUUCUAUAACUUUCCUAUCAAUUGGCUAUGGGGAUAUGGUUCCUCAUACAUAUUGUGGGAAAGGGGUCUGUCUUCUUACAGGAAUUAUGGGUGCUGGGUGCACUGCACUUGUAGUCGCAGUGGUAGCCAGAAAGUUAGAACUGACAAAAGCUGAGAAGCACGUCCACAAUUUCAUGAUGGACACCCAACUUUGUAAAAGAGUAAAGAACACAGCUGCCAAUGUACUCAGGGAAACAUGGCUCAUCUACAAACACACAAAAUUAGUGAAGAAGAUAGAUCAUGCCAAAGUGCGCAAACAUCAGCGCAAGUUCUUACAGGCCAUUCACCAGCUUCGCAGUGUGAAAAUGGAGCAGAGGAAGCUCAAUGACCAGGCCAACACUCUGGUGGACUUGGCAAAGACACAAAAUGUGAUGUACGACCUGGUGUCAGAGCUGCAGGAACGCAGUGAGGAGCUGGACAAGCGCAUUGGCACGCUGGAGGACAAGCUGGACGCAGUCACCGGCAGCCUGCAGGCUCUGCCCUGUCUGAUCUCCCAAGCCAUAACUCAGCAGCAGCAGGACCUCCUAGAUGGCUUCAUGCAGCGCUUCCGACCGGCGUCACUGGGCUCGGAACGAUCCUGGACACCCUCCAGACGACGACGGUCCCCCUCCACUGCCCCGCACACUUCCUCCGACAGCGGCUAACACCGGCUCGGACCCGCUCAUCGCUUCCAAAGCACUCAGACUUAUUCACGUAAGCUGAUCAGACCGAGAUCAAGGACUCGUAUUAAUAAGUAGAGAAUUAUCAAAAUAGUAGAUAUAUGGUUUAUGUUUAGCCAUUGUAUGGCUGUUCAAGUUAGCUUUUUUGUAAAGCCCUCAUAUAUUUACAAGACUGAGAUCGAGUCUGGGAAACUGGUCCUUAAAACUGGAGAUCACAGGGUCCACAGCGGAGGAGUGACGCACCCAAAAACAGAAGAAGAGGUUUAUUGGUUCUGUAAGACUCUACCUGUAGUGGUGUUUUCCUAUUGCCGGGAUGGACACUACAGGCACCCUCAGGUGCUCACUUCAGUAUUGAUCUGGAGAAGAAGGAGCACAUGACCUUACUACUGAGUAGAAUAAUGCAGGAAUGCCAACUUAAGGAUUCGGUUCCCUUGCUCCUUCAAGGGAAUUUGGGUGCAACCUUUUUUUAGUUAAAUAUAGGCAUGUUAUUUUUUUCUCCAGUGCCUGAAUGUAUAGAUUGUGGAGGGGUUGUUCAUUUACAAAUUUUUUGAGCGAAUUUUUGUAUAAUGUUGACACAAGCAUUGCAUUCCUUUUUCAGAUACAUUCCUCUUUAAGACAUUUGUACUAUUUUGUCUAAACAAAUACCAUUAAUUCCGUUGCAGUCUUAUUUUCCAAAGCCUUUCAAUACUUCCACCACUUACUACAGAAAGAAAAUAAGAAAGAAUGAAUGAAUGAAUGGCUGGGUGAAAAAUGAAUGAAUGAAAAUAGACAGACUACUUAAGCUGGUAUGGUAACACUUUCAUUUCACCAAAAUCUGAGCUUCCAAAAGUCUUCAUAUAAUAUAAAGAGAGGUUGCAUUUUAAAAUUUGAAAUGACAGCACAAAGUGCUGAAUGCAGUGGUAGGCACAAAUGUAUGACAGAACUGAGAUUUAAACCUUUGCAUGUUUCAGUGCAAUUGUGACGAAUGGAUUAUGGAUGGUUUUUCAGACGUGUGUGUGUGUUUAGUUUUAUUUUGUUGACUUUUUACAGAGAUUCCUUUCUUAAACGUUGGAUAGUAUUUUUAGAGCUGCAAAUAUAGAGGUGCAGUCAUGAUGUGGUAAUGUUUGUUAAAUGCAUACCUUGUUCUACCUAUAAAUUAAAAGUAUAAGUGAGAAGUAGGAUAAACACCAAAUCAUGAAAGAUACUUUAAGGCCUUUAAUGAAAGAAUAGAUGUGUUAGAGAAGGUGGUGAUGCUUAUGGAAGACAUUGUGGCUUACACACAGCAAAACCCCCAGUGUUAAAUAAACACUCUUAUAAUCGUAUAAUCCACUCCCAGAUGGGUGUUCAAAAUUAUUAGUCUUGGAAAGUAACACUAAAUCAGUAUUGAAGUCUCUGUAAAGUCUCACUAUUAAAGGGAUAGUUCACCCAAAAAUGAAAAUUCUGUCAUCAUUUGCUCACCCCCAUAGUAGGAAAAAAGUAAGUAAAUGGGGUCCAUGAAUGGUUUGCUUACAAACAUUUCUCAAAAUAUUUUCCUUUGUGUUCAUCAGAACAAAGACAUUUAUGUGGGUUUGUAACAACAUGAAAGUGAGUUAAUGAUGACAGAAAUUUCAUUUUUGGGUGAACUAUCCUUUUAAAGGUCCCGUUCUUCCUGUGUUUUUGAAGCUUUGAUUGUGUUUACACUGCGCAAUAUAACAUGUGUUCAUGUUUCACGUGUAAAAAAACGCGGUAUUUUUCACAUAAUUGACUUAUCUGUAUAGCGCUGUUUUCACUGUCCUCAAAACGGGGUGAAGUCUUCCUUGUUCUAUGAAGUCCCUCCUUCACAAAUACGUAUGUUUACAUAAAUUUAUUGCACAACUUUCUUUUUUGUUUAUGUAUUUUCCUAUCUUCUUUUCAUUGUUGUUUGGGGUUGGGGUUAGAAUCACUUUCUGAUAAAUUUUUUGAACAUCCUAAUGAAAAAGACAUUCGUGCUCAAGGCAAGAAAAAAAUGCUGAAUUUCGUGCCAUGGACACAAAUAAAUGUAUACAAUUUUGCAUGACUAGGCCUAUAACACAACUUUCCAUGAGAUCAUGUUGGUUGUGAUGCGAUAGCAGCUUAGCUUAGCCAGAGCGUUUGAGCUUAGCUGGUGACUGACGUAUUCCUGUGGGCGGAGUUUAAUCAAAAACUCCAAUAUUGAGGGCAUUAAAGCAGGAAGUAGAGGGCUGUAGUCCAAACCGGCCGUUCGCUGUAUGCUUUGAAAGGCGAUUUCUGUUAAAGAAAAUAUAUCGCCUGGCAGUGAACUUUGAGCUUUAGCAUUUUGCAGGUAUUAUUUAUGCUCCGCAACCGCAACAUUACACACUAACUAAAGUUUGAAAAAUGGGAUCAGGAAAAACGGGACCUUUAAGUGUGUUUGUCACACCACAGAAAAAUGUGUUAUCAAGGAAAAAUGGCAACUAAAUUAAAUAAGUUGGGGGCAUGUCCACUGACAGCGCUGAAACAACGCCCAACUUUUAAACACCACUAAAACAUGGAUGCUCGUGUUUGUGUUAAGGGCGGGGCUACAACAGUGGCAUGAUGACACAAUCACGGGCAUCCAUUCAUGUUGUAGUGGCCAAAUAAUCCUGAACAGAAAUGACGAAAACUGUUUAACAAUCUAAAUUCACAAUUCAUUAUUACAUGCAUUUCUAACAUUUCUAAUGUAUUUGGAAACAAAUUUCUGGUUUGACUUUACAUGGACUUUAAUGAGAUAAUGAAGUGAUGAAUGAACAAUAAUGAUGAACACCUGCUGUUAACAAACAGAAUCACUGACGAACAGAUUAAUAACAAGAAUUUACCCAAAUAAUGUUAGUUUUUCCUUUAGCUGGGCACCUGACCCUUGAUUUUUUUGUUUUAUUACAAGCCAAAAAUGAUAUUGUUUGCUUAUUGAUGCUGAUAUUAAUACCAUAAUGUAAUCAUUUUUUUCUGGUCAUUGGUGUGUUUGAUAAUUUUUAGACUUAAUUUUGCACUCUUAACCACAUAAUACAGCAGUAUCAUGAUGGUUUCUAUGAAGAAUACGAAAAAUAUCACUGAUAUGGUGUUCAUUUAUAACACUGGAGGUUUUGCUGUGCAUUUGCACAUUACGGAAUAUACUGUUAAGGCAGCUCAGAGCUAAAAUCUCUCUCCUGUUCACAUCUCCUGCAUUUUACUGAUAUCUCAGUGGUCUUGAAUGAUCUCAUAACCUUAAAGCAACUGACAAUGUAACGUGUUUGAUGAUGUAAUUGUCACAGAUUAGAAUUGAUAAGCAUUAAUCCACCAUCAAUCCAGCAUCUGAGACUAUUUUACUUUAAGAAACCUAGACAACAAAAGGCAACAAUGGGUAAUGCAUCUUGCAACACACUUCUGUAUUAUGAUUUCACAUGUAUGUAUUAUUUGUUUGUUUUCCUGUUCAGACUUUUUAUUUAAGAUAUUGCACAGACACCUGUCUAACUUGUUUCAAUUUUGUCGAAACUGUUUGUUUGGGUUUUAUGAAUUUUCAUUCUGUUCUUGUGUACAAACAGUUCCUAAACUUAGCAACUUUGUUGAACAUUAAUGCCUAUUAAGA
Messenger RNA from Paramisgurnus dabryanus, 6891 nucleotides. It is a transcript of the gene kcnn1a, whose product is annotated as potassium intermediate/small conductance calcium-activated channel, subfamily N, member 1a. Gene Ontology annotation, molecular function: small conductance calcium-activated potassium channel activity; calmodulin binding. Gene Ontology annotation, biological process: potassium ion transport. Gene Ontology annotation, cellular component: membrane. Lineage: Eukaryota; Metazoa; Chordata; Actinopteri; Cypriniformes; Cobitidae. The record is from RefSeq and is a predicted model, not a curated record.